AAAUAAAAUAUGUAACUUUGUUUUGGGUGCUUUGGAUGCUAUUUUGAACCCGUAUGAUUCAUUAAAUUGAGAUGAAUUUAUAGGUCUUUGAUUAUACUGGAGUCAAUUGUCUUGUUUUAUUUAAUUGUCUUUUAUUUAGUGUGUUUUUGGGUUCCUUUUGUUUGGUUUUCUUGGUUUUUUUGGUUCUUUAGCUUGGCUUCUUUUCUUUUAUUAUUUGUCAACAGUCCCUACUGUGAUCAGGUGAUUUUGCAUCACGUUAAAAUGUAGAUAUUUGGAUGGAAUAUUUUUAAUCUUUGGAUUUAAAUAUUUUUUGUUUUGUUUUGUUCAUUUAUUGUUAAGCUGAUUAAUCUGAAAAUGUGAUGGGGCGAUAUUAAAUUCGCGAAUUGCUUGGCCGGUUCAAUCAUCACCACAGUUAUCACCAGAGGAUCUUUGAAAGUUUGCCUGUUUUUUGGUGCCCAUUCUACAUCUACACAGUCUUUUUUGUUUACCAUAUCUUUUUGCUACAAGUGUGCACUUUGUGACCAUUAAUCAUUCAUCAUGGAGAGUAAACACCAAGGAAGAUAUUUUUUUAUCGAUACCAACCCUUCAAAUCAAGCCCCGAACCUUCCAAGCCAGGAUAAUAAGGGUUAUGAAAGUGAUAUAAUCGAUGAAGAGCUAGAGCAUAGACUCUAUUCUUUGGUUCAUCAUUCAUCUGAAGCUGUUCCAGGUUGUAAUACUACACAACGGAUUGAUACUGCUAAAUCAUUUAUCAGCCCUUCCAAACCUGUGAAAAAGCAAGCCCCUGACGACUCAAUUGUUUCCGCUUCAAAAAGGAGAAAAAGUUCUCCAAGUGUGCUAAAGAAAGCCAAUACCAUUGAUCCUCCACCUUCCUCAUCGUCUUCCACUACUAAUCUUCAAGUGCAAGUCGACGCAAAUUACAAUUCAACCAUCUAUUUAUCUGACUCAGAUGAAGAUAAUGGUGGUUCAGAAGUAAAUAUUGUCGAUGAUCAACGAGAUCUAUGGCAUAUAGACUAUAAAGAUAUCUUAAUAGCAAACCCAAUACAUGGGAAGUUUUACCGUCCCAAGAUUUGGUGUUCUAGAUGUCGUAAAGAAGGAAAUCAUCCUGUUAAGCUAUGUCACUUGCCUAAGAAUAAGAUUUGUUAUAUAUGUGGAGAGAUCGGUCAUUUAGGCCAACAUUGUAAAAACCAACAUUGUAAACGUUGUAUGGAUUUCCAUCCUACUUCGAAGUGUAGUUUAAAUGUGCGAGAUUUCCAAUGUCGUAUUUGUAGUAAAUACGGUCAUCUCGAUGACAAUUGUCCUAACCACUGGAGGAAAUUUUUCAGCAUCACAGAUCCUAGCGUAGAACCUGAUCCAGCAAACCAUAAAAUCCUUAAAAACAAGAAGAAAAGUUGUUCCGUUUGUGGACGUCAUCAACACUACUCUUUUGAAUGUGACAGGUUACGCCAACGGCACAUCGAGAUUAGUUCACCAUAUGAUGUCAACACUACAUUUGGCGGAAAUUUUCAUCCCAAUAAAACCAAAUCUCCUGCUUCAUCACAUCAAACCCUUCAACCAUCAGAGCUAACAACAUCAGGUCGCAAAUAUCGACGGCCACGCUAUUUUAGUUCUAACAAUCAAGAUGUUGUAACAUUGGACUCUGGUACAAAUCCACAGAUAUCUAACAAAAACAAUCGUAAAAAAUCCAAAAAUGAAAGAAGAAACAAGAAAAAGAAGGCUGGACGGCAAUUCGACGAUUCAGUUCAAAUCAUUAAUGGACCAUCAAUACGUUCUGGUCGUGUGGAUAAGAAUAAAACAAGACAACAGCAAAAGAAAAGGAAUCGUAAAGCUGGUAAAAAUCUUGGAAACUCUGACUUCAUGAUUGGAUUUAGGCGUUAAAUCUGUAAAUUAAAAAAAAUUCACUAUACAGCUUUCCUACCCUUUCGAUUGUAAUACAUUAGAGGGUUACUGUGCAAACCUCAAUAUUGCCUCAAUAAACUAUUAUAUUCAACUUUCAA
Molecule: messenger RNA, 1994 nt
Organism: Tetranychus urticae (two-spotted spider mite)
Lineage: Eukaryota; Metazoa; Arthropoda; Arachnida; Trombidiformes; Tetranychidae
Biological process (GO): TRAMP-dependent tRNA surveillance pathway; nuclear polyadenylation-dependent rRNA catabolic process; nuclear polyadenylation-dependent CUT catabolic process
Cellular component (GO): TRAMP complex
Molecular function (GO): zinc ion binding; RNA binding
Source: RefSeq, a predicted model, not a curated record